CAACGCUUUGGUUGGACUCGGCGCGAGUAAUGCGCCAGAUAAACCCCAUUGCUUCUUUUAAUACCUCAACAUCUUUCCUAUCACAGCAUCAUCGCCCUUCAAUUAUUUCACUAGCAUAGUCUACAGUCACUGGGGUUGCAUUGACUGUUCUUGGCUCAGUGCCCGAUUCGAUGUCGAGGGAUAACCAUGAUCUAGACAUUCUUUUCCUAUGAGCACAUCGUUUGCCCCAGUCAAUAUGCGAAUAGCUCAUGACUUUGAAUUGAGUCCUGUCUCAGCCUCCUCGUCCAACCCUGAAGGGGCAAAUGCAGAACGCCUACGGUCUCGAUCAAGAUCUCGACAGCCAUACCACCGACAGCAAGCCGAACCUCAUACCAAAUCCUAUCUCGAGGCCCAAGGAAACUACGGUCCGAGAGAUGACCGAAGCCUGAGCCGACGACGCAACGAAGGCGCUGCCGCCGAUACUAACAAUGGAGAAGGGAGCUCAGGCUCCAAGAGCGUGGAUACUUUGAGCGACAGUGGAACGGAGGCUGACGAUGAAAGUGCUACUUUUCUGAAAAGCCUUCCUGCCCCACCGUCGCGACCCCAUAAAGGGUUGCGCGACACGCGGGGCACUUGUACAUCCAGCCCAUUCCUUACGCCGUCGCAACUGGAUGAGGACGAUAAUCAGUUUUCUUUACAUGCGGGCGAGGCUUCAGCAUGGCUCUCUCAAACCCAGCCUUUUGAAGACCAAGAGGCGCGGAAGGCAGAGCAAAGAUACAGAAGACGUCGAAGAGCAGAAUUGAUAAGAAGAACAUCGGAAUUUCUCAUAGUUGGAAUUGUAGGGUUAAUUACAACAUGUGGUGGCGGAGUGCGGCAAGCCGCAAAACUAUGGCAUCGUGAACUAUACACCCAUGCCUGUAUCAUUAUAUUUUUAUUCAUGAUAUAUCCUAUCAGACUUCUUCGUUUCGCUCGCAAAGCACCGAGCUCACCGGGGCCUGGGAGAAAACAGCGCUUUCGAGUUCCAUCAUCUUUCGACCCUGCGCCGCUUAUAUACCCAGUUUUAAUCCCUGAAUUGGUUGCAUUGUCGCUGCUUCCAAACAAUAAGAAGUUCCUACUUCCUAAUCUCAUCCUCGGAAUUGCUGCGCUGCCUCACAGAGUCAUUCCUGAAGUCGGGACUCCUUUGGGUUUAAGCUUUACUCAUUGGUUUCUGUCAAUCGCACCACUCAUCACCUCUGAGUACACUGCUCUGCCAUCGAAGCUGUUUCCGCCAAUGCCCUACUUUCUGAAAUCGCCGCCUCCGGAAGGAUUGUCCCCAGGAAUCCUAAUAUGUCUUUACCCUCUGCAUCAGACCUUGUUGUCUCCACUGCAGUAUCUGACGACAACCAGCCUGCUUCCAGCAGAGAUCCAACUUCUGUCAAUUGCCUUGAUAAACCUUUUACUUCACUCCUCGUCUCCUCAAGCUGUCAUAUUACAAGCUGCUCUUUGGGGUGGAGGCCUGGGUACAUUCAUACUUUGUCGGCACGUCAUUCAAUGGGGAGUAGCCCUGGCAAAGAUUCCCAAAUGGAGGUUUCGGCGUGCAGCCAACGUUGUUAAAGCGAAAAACUUGUUUUUGCAAGCUUUGGACCACGCAAGAGGGCAGAGGAUUGGCGGCUUCAAGCCGUUUGAGGGAAGAGUAGACAGCGGGGAUAGCGAUGCCGAUGAGGAUGGAGCGCCUGGGACUCAUGUAGGAAGGGGUAAUCGGAGUCUCCAUCUGAAGGUGCCCAAUACGGUUGAGCUUCGCAGCUUGGAAGAAAACAGCGGCCAAACAAUGUCCGCUAGAGAUCCGUCAAAGAGCUUUGAUAUGUUAGGAGGAGAUGCUUCUCAGCCCGUCCAGUCCGUUAUUUCUCACAGGAGGUACACGCUUCCAUCAAUUGACGGCUCUGUCCUUCCGAGGUCUUCCAAGUUCACUUCAGGCGGGCGUCAUAGGCGCCACAUCUCCUCCACCUUCCGACCAUACUUGGAUCUAACUGCAUCUCAAGCGAAGAAUCGCAAGCUUCUCUACGCAGCGUAUGUGUAUUGUUCCAUUCUCUUUAUCCUGGUUCUGGGCAUCAGAACUUAUACUGCCAAGUGGGCUUUCAAUGGCGAUGAGCCCGUUGGCUGGGCUAUUGGGUACUUAUUGGGUAAUAUUCAGCCGUUCAGAAUGGCAGUGGUUGGCGCGAACAUGGAGAAUUGGAUUCAAUUGCCACCAAGGCGCGAUCGUGAUGACACACCUUCCGUUGGUCGUGGCUGGGUCGAUCAAGUACGGUUCUGCAACUUGGGCGAGGCUAAUACGAGGCUUGCAAUUUGCGGAUAUUGGCUUGGCAUCUUCACUAUCGGGAUGUUGAUUGUUCUACGCCUCAGCUCUGUCGUGGAGGUGGACACUCGUCGUAAAGUCUUCCAUGGCAUGAUGGUGGCAAUGUUUCUGCCUGCGACGUAUAUCGAUCCAGCCUUUGCUGGUCUUGCUCUCACAUUAGCCCUCUCGCUAUUCAUUCUCCUCGACCUUUUCCGGGCGUCACAAUUACCGCCCCUUUCUAAACCGCUGGCCGCCUUUCUUACACCUUAUGUCGACGGUCGAGAUCUUCGUGGCCCUGUCGUCGUCUCGCACAUGUUUCUCCUAAUUGGAUGUGCGAUUCCUCUCUGGCUAUGUUUAGCUGACGCAUCUCGCGCUGGACCAUCGAAUUGGGACGGUUGGGAAGUCACUUCAAGAGAUGUUAGUAUGAUCAGUGGUGUUGUGUGCGUAGGUAUGGGGGAUGCUGCGGCAUCGUUGAUCGGUCGACGUUACGGCCGUCGCAAAUGGCCCUGGACUGGUGGCAAGAGUCUAGAGGGCAGCGUUGCAUUUGCGCUGGCCGUUGCCAGUGGAUUAGUUUUUGCUAGGUUCUGGUUGGUAUUGGGCGGAUGGCCUGGCGGCAGUGAUGAUCAUUGGGUCACUUCAGUUAUCAAGUCAGUCAUUGCCGGAGCAGGCGCAAGCUUUACUGAAGCGGUGCUGACAGGGGCAAAUGAUAAUGUCGUUGUGCCUGUGAUAUUGUGGCUCCUGGUUCGGGGACUCGGAAUAUGAAAUGUAAAGAUUGCAUUGGAUGGAGUAAAAGUUAGACAAAUAAUCCACUUGAUUUAAUUUCAUUUCGAUUGUAUUUUUAUUAUGGACCCCGCGCUCAAUUGCGGCACCCGUCAAUAAGUCAGGGAGAUGUUUUCUGGAGAGGGUAUUUCAUGCCAUAUCGCCAUCCCAGGCGCAUUCGCCUGCUCGAAUAUAUAUAUGUGUACAUCCUAUAAUGGUGCAGCCACAGAAAGACAGAGUUUAUUCAGAC
Messenger RNA from Xylona heveae TC161, 3299 nucleotides. RefSeq lists its product as hypothetical. The coding region runs from base 209 to 3052 and encodes 947 amino acids. NCBI's taxonomy places the organism in Eukaryota, Fungi, Ascomycota, Xylonomycetes, Xylonales, Xylonaceae. The transcript is spliced from 2 exons. The record is from RefSeq and is a predicted model, not a curated record. Gene Ontology annotation, cellular component: endoplasmic reticulum membrane. Gene Ontology annotation, biological process: dolichyl monophosphate biosynthetic process. Gene Ontology annotation, molecular function: dolichol kinase activity.